This is a messenger RNA of Polyodon spathula (Mississippi paddlefish), 1752 nucleotides long. It is a transcript of the gene rp9, whose product is annotated as RP9 pre-mRNA splicing factor. Gene Ontology annotation, biological process: RNA splicing. Bases 135 to 791 code for a protein of 218 amino acids. The record is from RefSeq and is a predicted model, not a curated record. Lineage: Eukaryota; Metazoa; Chordata; Actinopteri; Acipenseriformes; Polyodontidae. The transcript has 6 exons.
UGUCGGCCUUUAAUAAACAGUGGGUCAAAGUGGUGGCGAGUCUUCGUGUAUAACAUUAUUUGACUUAACUACAUUACAAGUUUGAAGUGUAAAUGUGAAAUUUUAGUGAAGCGCCAAACACAAUCAAAUAAAAAAUGUCUGAGAGAAAAAGAUCCAGAGAUCACGAGAACAGAACCGACCUCAAACGGCAAAAGGAAGAUACAAAGCAUCUGGACAGGGCUGUAAAGAAACAAGCUAAAAAACUGAACCAGCAAGUACAGCAAAUCAAACAUAUCGAGACCUUUUAUGAGAAGCCCCCUCCUGGUCUGAUAAAGGAGGACGAUGACAAACCUGAGGACUGUAUACCCGACUCUCCAGGCAACCAAGAUGCACGGGAAUUUCUGGCCCAUGCGCCCACUAAAGGGCUCUGGAUGCCUCUUGGCAAAGAAGUAAAGGUCAUGCAGUGCUGGAGGUGUAAGCGCUAUGGCCAUAGGACAGGGGACCGGGAAUGUCCAUUUUUUAUCAAAGGAAAUCAAAAAUUGGAACAGUUCCGAGUUGCACACGAAGACCCAAUGUAUGACCUAAUUAGAGAAAACAGGCGCUUUGAAAAGGAAACCAGGAUACAGCAGUUACAGCAGCUGCUGGAUGACACCACCUCAGACUCGAAGUGCAGUAGUUCCAGUUCUUCAGACUCGGGCAAACACAAAAAGAAAAAAAAGAAAAAGAAAAAAAAGAAAAAAGAGAAGAAAAAAAGGAAGAAGAAACAAAAGCACAAGUCCUCCAAAUCGAGCAACAGCUCAGAUUCAGACUAAGAGCUGAAACAGUUCAGCAAGCAGAAUGCAAGGAAAAGGUGCUGGGCUCUGAGCUGAGAAGUUUCCUCUGAUAAUGUUAUGAGUAUAAUGAAAGCCCAAGGCAUCUUUCUGGCAGUUUGUCUUUUCUGUUCGUACCAGGAGUAGUGGCAGACAGCGCAAGCCCUUUUAUCUUUACUCAGUGAGUGCAUGUACUUUUCAGCUUUGUUAGUCAGUAUCCAUUAUUAAUCUGGAUCUAGACAAUAACAUGCAUUGUAUUGGUUGAUUAGAAUUCUGUAUAUUAUACCUGUAAGUAUCUUUACUGGCCAUCAAAAGUAAUGACUAUGUCUGUUAUAUGUUUUUCAUUUUUUACACAAGAGUGUAUGCUGUUAAUCUAAUUUAUUUUUAAGAAACAUUUGAUGUUGAAGUUUGGUUUUCAUUAUUGGACACCCCUUCAGAUUUCACAAACUUUUUUUUUUUUUUUUUUAGUUUAAUUAGUCAGAGAUCUAGGGGAAAGAUGAAUGUAAUAACCAUUUGGCUGUUUACAGAUCAAGUGGGAUGAGUUUAGGAUAACAAAAUAUGUGUUAGAAGCAUUAUCUUCCUGAGCUAAAAUGUCAUAUCAGUGCUCAAGCAAAAUACAAUCCUCUUAUUUAAGCAGUGACCUGUUGUGCUACUAAUAUUAGAAUUAAUAGUUGUUUGCACAAAAAAAAAAGUAAAUACAUCAGGUAAUUCAAGUCACAUACAUAUGCACCAAACAUUUUACAUCGAUCUUAAAUCUGAGUUCCUAGACUCCAAAUGAUCUUGAACUACCUAAUGCUAACUUUGGUAAGGUAGUCCCAAGAUUGGUGCUUAUAUGGGUCUGUGACUCCAAACAUAAACGUGAAAUCUGAAAUGCUACACAAUCUUAAUAAGCUAUACAUACAUGCACACACACACACACACACACACAUAUAUAUAUAUAUAUAUAUAUAUAUAUAUAUAUAUA